AUGGCGCUGGAGCGGGCGCUGCAGGCGGCGCGACAGGGAGACGUGGAGGCGCUGCGGGGGCUGCGGGCGGCCGGGCUACUGCGGCCGGGGCUGCGGGACGCCCUGGGCGCGUCCCCCGCGCACCACGCUGCCCGCGCCGGUCGCCUCGCCUGCCUCCGGUACCUGGCGGCCGAGGCCGCGCUCCGCGGGGACGCGCGGGCGCGAAACGGGGCCACGCCGGCCCACGACGCCGCCGCCACCGGCAACCUCGCCUGUCUCCAGUGGCUGCUCACGCAGGGGGGCUGCGGCGUGCAGGACACAGACAACUCUGGUGCCACCAUCCUACACCUGGCAGCCCGCUUCGGUCACCAUGAGGUGAUCGACUGGCUCCUCCGCUUUGGAGGCAGCGAUCCCACGGCAGCCACCAACACGGGAGCGCUGCCCGUCCACUACGCCGCGGUGAAAGGGGAUUUCCCUUCCCUGCGACUCCUUUUGGGACACUGCCCCAGUACGCUGAGUGCCCAGACCAAGACGGGGGCCACCCCGCUGUACCUCGCCUGCCAGGAAGGCCACCUGGAGAUCAUCCAGUACCUGGUGCAGGAUUGUGGGGCUGACCCCCACGCACGCGCUUAUGAUGGCAUGACCCCACUGCACGCCGCCGCCCAGAUGGGCCACAACACCGUCAUCGUAUGGCUGAUGAGCUUCACAACGGUGAGCCUGUCGGAGAGGGACGCCGAGGGGGCCACGGCCAUGCACUUUGCUGCCAGCCGUGGCCACGCCAAGGUGCUGAGCUGGCUGCUGCUGCACGGUGGGGAGAUCACUGCCGACGGCUGGGGCGGCACGCCGCUGCACGAUGCCGCCGAGAAUGGCGAGCUGGAGUGCUGCCAGAUCCUGGUGGUGAACGGUGCCGACCUCAGCAUCCGUGACCAGGAUGGCUACACAGCAGCCGACCUCGCCGACUACAACGGCCACAGCCACUGCGCCCAGUACCUGCGCACCGUGGAGAACAUGAGCGUGGAGCACCGCGUGCUGUCACGAGACCCCUCGGCGGAUGGGGAAUGCCGACAGCCCGACUCGGGCAUGUCAUCGCCCAACACCACGGCGUCGGUGCCCCAGGCGCGCUUCGAGGUGGGCUCCCCUGCCAGCACCCUCUCCAACUACGACUCCUGCCACUCCAGCCAGUCCAGCACCGGGGAGAAGAGGGGCGGCCCCCCAGGGGCCCCCGCCGCCCGGGUGCCUGAGCCGGCGCUGGCGGACAUGCAGGCGUACAUGGACAUGCUGGACCCUGAGAUGCGGCCACGGGGCCGGGGCCCAGCAGGCGAGGGUCCCCCGCCGCCGCCACCCCCUGCCUUCCCCCCGCCACCACCCCCACCCCCCACCACCCGGCCACCCCCGCCACCCCCUGGCUACCCUGCACCUGCGCCCCCCGCUGCCCCCCACACCGCUGACAUCUACGUGAGGGCCAAGAACAACCUGCGGCAUGUGGAGAGCCAGGCGCUGCGCCGAGAGCUGGCAUCGCGUGACAGCAGUCCCGAGGGCCUGCGCCGGGCCGACUCCAGCAGGCGGUCAAGGAAUUUCGGCAAGCAGCCGAGCACCGGUGACUACUACAAGCACCUGGGGCACGUUGCGGCCGAGCAGCCAGGCCCCCAGCGAAUGGCGCACACCGAGGAGGCAUCAUCCAUCUCGGCGGACACCAUGAGCAAUGGGGAGAGCAAGUCUGGUGCCGAGCUGCCGCCUCCACCCCCGCCCCCACCGCUGCCCGACACCGCCUGCCCGACGCCCCCACCGCCGCCCCCACUCGCCGAGACUCCCGCCGGCCCCCGCCGCUCCUCCUCCUCUACGGGAAGAGGAAAGGCGCUCAGGCAGAUGAAGAGCACCAAGUCCUUCAACAUGAUGUCCCCCACCGGCGACAACUCGGAGCUGCUGGCCGAGAUCAAAGCUGGGAAGAGCCUCAAGCCAACGCCACAGAGCAAAGGCUUCACCACUGUUUUCUCCGGCAGCGGCCAGGCAGGGGCCAACGCAGAGUCGCCAGUGUCCUCCCCGUCACCCACCAGGACGCCCACCCCGCCGGCCACCCCCGAGGCUGCUGGGCCGCCACGCUGCCUGGCAGGGGGCUCUCCAGAGCCAGUGCUGAACGGAAGCUCGCCGGUGCCGGCAGCAGGCGCUGGGGCGGCGGUGGAGGUGGAGGCGCUGGUGCCCAGCCAGGACGAGCACGGUCGGCCCAUCCCCGAGUGGAAGCGGCAGGUGAUGGUUCGCAAGCUGCAGCUCCGCAUGCAGGAGGAAGAGGAGCAGCGGCGCAAGCCUGGGAACCGCUCGCCGCCCCUGUGCCGGCGCGGGCCGCCUGCCCGCGGGGGCAUACCGGGACCCGCCGGGCAGCCGAUGCGGGAGGAGGACAUGCAGCACCUGGAGAGGCAGCUGGGGAGCCUGCGGGUGAUGCACGAGGCGCAGCCGGGGCAGCCGCUUCCAGGGGGGCCGGAGGAGGAGCUGCUGCCACUCGUGCCCCUCUCCGCACCCCCGGCACCCCGGCGCUUCGCCCUCGCCCACGAGGACGCUCCCGCCCGCGGCAGCCAGUCCCCCCCGCUGCCGAGGAGAGCGGCCGCGCCCCCAGCCACCCUGAGGGGCCAGGAGGGCCCUGGGGCGGGGGGAGCAGGGGCCGGCCCCGGUGCCCAGCACGACGCCCGGAGCGAGAUCCUGGGCUGCGGUGUCUCUGUCCGCAGCCUCAAGGCCAACUACGAGGGGCCAGGGGGACCCCCCGCACCUGUCCCCAGGGUCACUAAGCGCAAGCGGGUGCAGCCCCCCGGUAGCACCCGCCGGCCCAUUCUGGAGGAGGAAUACGGGGAUGGGGCGCUGCGGAGGAGCAGGCCAGCGCUGCCAGAGGCAAGCAGCCCACACGAACGCACCAAGGGGUGCAAGGAGCGCGCCGUCUUCCUCUUCCUGGAGCACUGGAAGAAGCGGGCACUGGCGGCAGCGCCUGGGGAGGAGCGGCCUUGGCGGCCGGGGAGGCGGCGACCGGCAGCGGGGCGGCUGUUGGCCCGCUGGAGGAGUGUUGCCCGCCGGGUCCCGGGGCGUCAGAUCCGGCGGCUGAGCCGCACCACAGUGCUGUACUGGCCCCAACACUUCCUGCCCCACGUCGGCGGCUCGCCCAUGCCCCACGACAGCCUCCCGCUCGACCUCUUCAUGCUGGGCUACUUCCAGCUGCUGGAGAUGCCCCUCAGCCCCGAGGAGCGGCGCUUCCGCCACCUCCUCUGCUACGAGAUGUUUGACCGCCUGGGCAGCCACAGCUGGCACCGCGUCCGCCGUUUCCACCGCACCGUGCUGGAGCAGGUCGAGGCUGGCCACCGCCACUGGCUUGACGGCUUUGAGGACCUCGUGCAGGAGUUUUUUGGGGAUGAGCCUGUGGCAGUGGUAGAGAGCCUGCCAGAGCCCCCCACCGUGGCCCCGGAAGGGCAGGGGGCAGCAGUGCCAGUAGCGGAGCUGGGAGAGUUCAGCGAGGAGGACGUGUGCCGCUUCAUUGACCGCAGCUUCUCCUUCUGGAAGGAGAAGGAGGCAGAAAUGUUCGACACCUGAGUCCAACGGGAUGCUGCAGGCUGUGCCAGUGGUGUGGCACGGGGCAGCAGCAAGCUCAGGGGACAGCUGUGGGCUGGUGCCCGGGUGCGCUCGCCUGCCUCCGUGGCUGGUGGCGCAGCUCAGCUUGGCAGAAGGCUGGGCGCUGUUCUGCGCGGCCCCGGGCCGAGGUUGCAGUGUGUGCCGCUUGCCGUGGCUGUGUGUUGUGCGGGAGGCGCAGCGGCGGGGCUGCUCUCCCCUCUGGUGUGGCGUUUGCGGUGCCGGGGCAGUGUGGGCCCCCGCGUGUCGUGCAAUAAAGCUGUGGUGUGCUGCAAGGGCUGGCCACGCCACGCGCUCCUUCCUCCUCCCGGCGCCGGCGGAAGGUGGGCACUGAGGGGCGCGUCGGAGCCAUGUGCCGGUGAAGCCCACCGGUACCGUGCCGAGGAGGGCGCUACCAGAAGGAUGGGGUGCCGCGCACCAGGAUGAGCCUGCGGCCCCACGGUGCCGGCAGUGAGGGCGGGCAGUGCCGGUAACACGGCUGUCUG
This is a messenger RNA of Motacilla alba alba, 4067 nucleotides long. It is a transcript of the gene ESPN, whose product is annotated as espin. Gene Ontology annotation, cellular component: cytoplasm. Gene Ontology annotation, biological process: actin filament bundle assembly. Lineage: Eukaryota; Metazoa; Chordata; Aves; Passeriformes; Motacillidae. Gene Ontology annotation, molecular function: actin filament binding. The record is from RefSeq and is a predicted model, not a curated record.